GUCCCAUACCACCGAACCAGGUGCAUCCAUCCAACAUGUCUUCCCGUACCCCCCUUCGCACCGGAGUCUACGCUCCUACCAUGACCUUCUUCAACCCCGACACGGAGGAACUCGACGUCCCUACGAUCCGCAAACAUGCCGUGCGUCUGGCCAAGGCCGGUCUUGUCGGCUUGGUGACCAUGGGAUCGAACGGAGAGGCUGUUCAUCUGACCCGCGAAGAGCGCAAGACUGUCAUUCGCGAGACGCGGUCUGCCCUCGUCGAGGCUGGGUUCCAGAACGUCCCCGUCAUCACGGGAGCCAGUGAGCAGAGCAUCCGCGGCACCAUCGAGCUGACGAAGGAGUCGGCCGAGGCUGGUGCUGAGUACGCAUUGAUUGUGCCCCCGAGCUACUACCGCUAUGCCGUUGGCAACGACCAGACGCUGUAUGACUACUUCACUGCGGUGGCUGAUGCCUCUCCUAUUCCCAUCAUCCUGUACAACUACCCCGGAGCCGUUUCCGGUAUCGACAUGGACUCGGAUCUCAUCAUCCGUAUCUCUCAACAUCCCAACAUCGUCGGCACUAAGUUCACCUGCGCCAACACCGGCAAGCUGACCCGCGUUGCUCGCGCGCUCAACGCUAUCACUCCCGAGUCCCCCUUGGUGACCCCUCGGAAGAACACUUCGACUAAGAAGGCCGAGAACCACCCCUACGUGGCUUUUGGUGGCAUUGCGGACUUUUCGCUGCAGACUCUGGCCUCUGGCGGCUCGGCCAUUCUGGCAGGUGGUGCCAACGUCAUCCCCAAGCUUUGCGUGCACAUCUUCAACCUCUGGAGUGCGGGUCGCUUCGCCGAGGCUGUGGAGGCUCAGCAGCUGCUGAGUGCGGCGGAUUGGGUCCUCACCAAGACCGCCAUCCCUGGUACUAAGGGAGCUAUCCAGUCGUACUAUGGAUACGGUGGGUAUCCUCGUCGGCCUUUGGGACGCCUGAGCGCGGAACAGACUCAGGCUGUGGCCGAUGGAAUCAAGGAGGCGAUCGAAUUGGAGAAGACUCUUCCCGACGUCGCCUAA
This is a messenger RNA of Aspergillus steynii IBT 23096, 1043 nucleotides long. RefSeq names its product dihydrodipicolinate synthase family protein. The transcript is spliced from 2 exons. Bases 36 to 1043 code for a protein of 335 amino acids. Gene Ontology annotation, molecular function: 4-hydroxy-tetrahydrodipicolinate synthase activity. The record is from RefSeq and is a predicted model, not a curated record. NCBI's taxonomy places the organism in Eukaryota, Fungi, Ascomycota, Eurotiomycetes, Eurotiales, Aspergillaceae.